AUGGCCAACCUUGUCGAAUACCGCCAGUUAGGAAACUCUGGUUUGAGGGUAUCUGUGCCCAUCGUAGGUGCAAUGAGCUAUGGAUCUCCAGAAUGGCUGCCGUGGGUGCUUGAUGAGGAACAAUCACUCCCCAUUUUGAAGGCGGCUUGGGAUCGUGGUAUCAACACAAUUGAUACUGCAAAUGUCUACUCGAAUGGCGAGUCUGAAAAAAUCAUUGCGAAAUUCAUUGAACAGUUCAACAUCCCUCGUAAUCAAAUCAUUAUUCUUACCAAAUGUUACGCUCUCGUUGGCUCCACCCCAGGUCUUCAAACAUUUUUGAAACCCGAACUGAAGAAUCAGCAGGAAUACGUGAAUCAAUCAGGCUUGUCCCGUGCAGCUAUCUUUAAUGCAGUUGAUGCUUCAUUGCGACGCUUGAAGACGCCCUACAUUGAUCUUCUGCAAAUUCACCGCUUCGAUCAAAUGGUUCCGGUGGAGGAGACAAUGAAGGCGUUGCAUGAUUUGGUCCAAAGUGGGAAGGUUAGAUAUAUCGGCGCCAGCUCCAUGAGGUGCUGGCAAUUUGCGCGUAUGAACGAAGUCGCGGAGAAACACGGUUGGACAAAGUUUGUAAGCAUGCAGAAUGAAUAUUCAUUGCUUUACCGAGAAGAGACCUUUACCCAGGAGCGAGAAAUGAAUGCCUACUGCAAAUACAAUGGCAUAGGCUUGAUUCCUUGGGCACCCGUUGCGGCAGGCAGUCUUUGUCGGCCUGUAGAUGCUAACACCACUGACCGCGCUGAAUCUCGCAAAGAUCACCCACCUUCACAACUCUCCGACGUCGAUAAACUUAUCAUUGGACGUGUGGAAGAGCUUGCGAAAAGGAAGGGUUGGACAAUGACCCAGGUCGCCUUGACAUGGGUUAAAAUGAAAGUUUCCAGUCCGAUCGUAGGGAUGUCUAGUGUACAGCGCGUCGAGGAUAACAUUGUAAAUGGAUUAACACUCACUGAAGAAGAUACUAGAUAUCUCGAAGAAUUAUACACACCGAAACCAGUUCGAGGACAUCAGUAA
Molecule: messenger RNA, 1041 nt
Organism: Lentinula edodes (shiitake mushroom)
Lineage: Eukaryota; Fungi; Basidiomycota; Agaricomycetes; Agaricales; Omphalotaceae
Product: NADP-dependent oxidoreductase domain-containing protein
Exons: 6
Coding region: 1-1041 (346 amino acids)
Source: RefSeq, a predicted model, not a curated record